UUAUUGUUGCAUUAACAAUAAUUGUUAAUAAUAUAAUUUUGACCAUUGUCAAAGAGUAUUGUAGUAUUUUCGAAGCGAUUUAUUAUUCGAAAGCGAUUUCUUUAAUAAAAGAUGAAUUUUUUAAGUGAUCAACAAUUGUUUGAUGGAAGUUAUUUUCCUUAUAGAAAUAACUUUGAGUAUGUAGCGCAACUGAACCAAUAUGGACCAGGAACAGAAUUUCCUGGGUAUUGGCCAGUUAUAGAAGUGAGAGAAAAUGGGCUGCCAACAGAGUCGCCUGGAUAUGAUCCAAGAAUAAAUGUUACAGAAUAUGGGUCUCCUACACAGUGGUAUGGAUAUGGUCCAAGAACGGAUGUAAUAGAAUAUGGACCAUCAGAACAGUUUUAUGCAUAUGAUCCUCCAAGAAUGCAUGUAACAGAAUAUGGACCGCUAGCACAGUGGUACAGACAUGGCCCAAGAAUAAAUGUCCCAGAAUAUGGGCCUUCAGGACAGUGGUAUGGAUAUGAUUCAGGAAUGGAUGUCUCAGAAUAUGAGCCUCCAGCACAGUUAUAUGAAUGUGGACCAGUUAUGGAAGUCCGUCAAAAUGAACUGUCCGUACAACCCCCUGGAUAUGAUUCAGCUCCAGAUAAUCUUGAAUAUGGACUACCGGUGGAGCUUCGUGCAUAUAGGCAAUUUCCAGAAGUGCCAGGCUAUGGACCAAUUUCAGAAUUACAUACACAUGGGUCCGAAUUAGAAGUAGUUGGAUGUGGAAUGUGUACAGAAAUUCCCGGACACGGGCCAGUGCCAGAAAUGAUUGAAUCUAGAACGAUGACAAAAGUCUCUGCAUAUGAACUAUCGUCAGAACUGUCAGGAGAGAGGCCAGCAGAAGUAAUACCUAAACCUGAAGCACGACAGGAAGAAUUAGAAUAUCUGCCAGAAUCAGGAAUGCUCAAACACGAGCCUUCAGGUAAAAGAAUAUUACAAACAGACGUCCCUCUGUCAUCAGAUACUCCUGCAUCUUUAUCAAUUCCAGAUGUAAAAGGUAAACAGAACACCAACGGAAAAGUAAUAAAGACGAUGAAAAGCGUUAAUUUCGAAGAAACUGAAAGUUAUAACGAUGAAAAUUUAUCAAGUGGCGAAGAAUAUGAUGAGAAAACAACGAAGUGCAUGGAUGUUUUCAUUCAGUUCUUUAAGAAACUUCCAUCCUUCAUUUUACAAUGUUUCAAGUCAUCGUCUAAGUAAAAUGAUUGAUAAUUAUAAAGAUAAGAGUGAAGAAAGUGACUAAAAUUUAGUUAACUCAAAAUUUUAAAUGAUUAAUUAUGAAAAUCAACAUGAUAAUUAAUUGUAUAAUAACGACACAAGACUUAAGAAUAACGAUAAUUUUUACGUCGAAAAGUACAGCGAUCCUGCAAUUUUAUUUAUU
This is a messenger RNA of Centruroides sculpturatus (bark scorpion), 1399 nucleotides long. RefSeq lists its product as uncharacterized. The transcript has 6 exons. NCBI's taxonomy places the organism in Eukaryota, Metazoa, Arthropoda, Arachnida, Scorpiones, Buthidae. The record is from RefSeq and is a predicted model, not a curated record. The coding region runs from base 112 to 1218 and encodes 368 amino acids.